AGAGUAUUUAAAGACAUGCAAUCUGAGAAUAAUCUAAAAGUUCCAAUGGCUUCUUCUUUCUCUCAACUUACUAUAAUUUACUUUUUUGCAUGCAAUCUUUUAAUAUUGCUAGCUUCUGCUAGAACUUGUACAAGUUGUUACACAUCUGUUUUUGGAUUUGGUGAUUCACUUACUGAUGCUGGAAAUUUAAUACACCUCUAUCCACCUGAUAGAAAACCACACAUGUAUUUUCCUCCCUAUGGAAAAACAUACUUCCAUCAUCCCACUGGUCGAUGCUCUGAUGGCCGUCUUCUUAUAGAUCUAAUUGCACAACAUUAUGGACUUCCACUUCCACCGCCUUCAAUAGAUGCAAGAGAUGGAAGAAAUAUUCAAGCUGGAAUAAACUUUGCAGUGGUUGGAUCAAGAGCAGUGGAUGCACAAUUCUAUGAAAAGAGAGGAAUGUAUGAUAAAGUAACAAAUGUUUCUAUGUGGGACCAAUUGGAGUGGUUCAAACAAAUGCUCCCACAUUUAUGUCAUAAUCCUUCAGGUUGCAAAAAGUUUUUAGAGAGCUCCUUAUUUCUUCUUGGGGAAUUUGGAGGCAAUGAUUAUACACAUUCACUUCUUUCAGGCAAAAAUUUAAAUGACAUUCUACCUAUUAUUCCAGUAGUUGUCCAAUCUAUUGCCUCAGGUGCUCAUGAAUUAGUGGAGCUUGGGGCCAAGACAAUAAUGGUACCAAGUGUAUUACCAUUUGGAUGUGCUUCAUCCUAUUUGACAUAUUUUGAGAGCUGGAAUGAAGAUGAUUAUGAUGAAAUAGGUUGUCUCAUUUGGCCAAAUGAGUUUGCUUCCUAUCAUAAUGAACUUCUUCAAAAGGAAUUACAUCGACUUAGAGAGCUUCAUCCCCAUGUCAAUAUUAUAUAUGCUGAUUAUUACAAUGCUGCAAUGCAACUUUAUCGGGCCCCUCGCAGAUACGGAUUUUUGGAGGGUGCACUUGUAGCAUGUUGUGGAGGUGGAGGUCCAUAUAAUUUCAAUAUUUUUGCUCUAUGUGGCAUCUUUCCAGCAACAAGUUGUGAGGAUCCUAACCAAUAUGUUAAUUGGGAUGGAUAUCAUUUGACUGAGGCUGCUUAUCGAUGGAUGACAAAAAGUUUGUUGGAAGGCCCAUUCACUUAUCCUCCUAUCAAGAAUUUGUGUCCUUUUGGUAUUAAUGAGGCCCAAGUUUCCCAAAUUUAGAAAGCCCAAAAAUAAAACCCUUCAAAAUA
Messenger RNA from Lycium ferocissimum, 1235 nucleotides. RefSeq names its product GDSL esterase/lipase At2g27360-like. The record is from RefSeq and is a predicted model, not a curated record. NCBI's taxonomy places the organism in Eukaryota, Viridiplantae, Streptophyta, Magnoliopsida, Solanales, Solanaceae. Bases 16 to 1206 code for a protein of 396 amino acids. Gene Ontology annotation, biological process: lipid metabolic process. Gene Ontology annotation, molecular function: lipase activity. The transcript has 5 exons.